UACAACCUUGAAGAUGAAACUUGCUUUUGCUUUAUUGAUGUUGUUACCAGUAGUGUUUUCUACACCACAGAAAAGACUUAUUUUCGAUACGUUAUUCCAAACUGAUGAACUGAAAACAUUAGUAGACGGGAUUGUAGGUACAGUAGGUACUGAUGCAACUGAACAGGCAUGUGAAACUGAAUGCCAUACACUCAUCAAACAAGAUCAUCUCCUACAAUUUGGAUGUCCAUUGAUUUGUAAAAGUUUCCAGACUCUGGUUAACCGCUUUGGACAUUCCACAUCAGCUCCUCUGCCAACGUCCAUCUAAUUGUAGAGCAACAAAAUAAAUCAACAAGAUUAACUGUA
This is a messenger RNA of Mytilus trossulus (common blue mussel), 345 nucleotides long. RefSeq lists its product as uncharacterized. The coding region runs from base 14 to 307 and encodes 97 amino acids. The transcript is spliced from 3 exons. NCBI's taxonomy places the organism in Eukaryota, Metazoa, Mollusca, Bivalvia, Mytilida, Mytilidae. The record is from RefSeq and is a predicted model, not a curated record.